GAGGGGGGCGGCCGUUGAGGCGCGCGCGCGCUCGCGGCGGCGGCACCUCCCGUCCCCUCCCGACCCCUCCCUCAGUCCCGCUCGGCGGCCGCGGCGGCAGCAUCGCAGUACCAGUCUGGGCAGAGCUGCCUGCUUCUUCUUCGCCCCAUCUCCGUUAUCCCCCGGACACGAUGCAGUUUAUGUUGCUUUUUAGUCGCCAGGGGAAACUGAGACUCCAGAAGUGGUAUGUCCCAUUAUCUGACAAAGAAAAGAAGAAAAUCACAAGGGAACUUGUUCAAACAGUAUUAGCCCGUAAACCGAAAAUGUGCAGCUUCCUGGAAUGGAGAGACCUGAAGAUUGUCUACAAAAGAUAUGCAAGCCUCUAUUUCUGCUGUGCUAUUGAAGAUCAGGACAAUGAACUAAUAACUCUGGAAAUAAUUCAUCGCUAUGUAGAACUUCUUGACAAGUAUUUUGGCAGUGUCUGUGAACUUGAUAUCAUCUUCAAUUUUGAAAAAGCCUAUUUCAUUUUGGAUGAGUUCCUUUUAGGAGGGGAGGUUCAGGAGACAUCCAAGAAAAAUGUUCUUAAAGCCAUUGAACAAGCAGAUCUUUUACAGGAGAGCCAGAAUGAAGACUGGGGAGGUUUGUCUGAGGAUAUCUUAUGAUUAAGAGCAAUCUAAGGCAUUAGCCCUUUUGACCCCAUCUAGAUGAUUGCCACGUCAUGAAUACUUUAAUGUACCAGUGUACUAAAUGGCUUCAUUCAUCAUGCAUGCAGAAUUUCAGAGGAGAUAGACCUGUGACUUACUCAUGACAGAACAUUAUCAUCAGCUUGCUGAAUCCAGUCAUCCUGAAUCUAAUAGAAUGCCACAACCAUUCUCUGCUGUUGUACUUUCCUCUUCCCCCUCUGUUUUACAGUGUUGUCUCUUCACAUGUCUCAUUUCAACAAAACUUGUGCUUGUUGCCAUAUGGUUUAACUUUUUUAUUGUGUGUAAGCUUGAAGUCUUAUGCUUAAGAGUUCUGUAGCAUUUUCUGAGCUAAACAUCUAUAUACUGCAAUACCUAUAUUGUAGCAUUCCUCAACCCACAUUUAUCUUUUAAAUAGGUUGUGGUGGUAUUUAAACAAAUUCUAAAAUUAAGCCUGCAGGUGAAGUUAAGACUUACAGAGAAAGUAGUGAAGGAGAAGUAUCAUGUGAAAUGUGUAUACACAGAAGUAUUAAAUGAUGCUGAAUGAAAUUCUAUGUAGACCAUGCAUCUUACUUAAAGGUGCAAAUAACACUAUCCCUUUCUGAGGACUGGCACAAUAGUGUGCCUCACCUUACAAAAAGGAGAGGGGCAGAAUUGAGUAGGUCAAAGAGAAUGAUGAGUAAAUCUGAAAUUAAAACAUUUGUAUUUAAAUGUGAAGAAGGCUCAUGUGAGUAAUUUAAGUUACUGCCACUGAAAGGGAGAACAAUACCUUUGCUUGACGAAUAAUGGAAUCACAGAAACAUUAAGGUUGGAAAAGACCUCUUAGCCUAUUGAGUCCAACCAUUAAUGAUUAGGGUUGGAAAGAUCCAAGUCCAUUAACAGUAUGCUUGCAAUAUGCCUUCUUAAAUUGGCAUUUCCAGUUUUAAAUGCAGGCUGCCUUGUGUAUGGGAGAACUGCCACGAGGGUGAAUAUAAGUGCAUUCAGUUGAAAAGUGGGCAGAGUGAGAGAGCAUGUAAUGCAUCCUGUUUGUAACUGAAAACCAGUGCUGAUUCUGAAAAUUGUUUCCAUGAAUUGUCAAGGAAGCAGUUACUAAAAUGAACCCCAAACAAGCUAGUUCCCUGUACUAUAUGUGGUAAUGCACUACCUUCCAAAUGUGUUAAACUGACAAAAAAUGGGAUUUAGGGGAUUAGACAAAAGAUUUGGAUUGGAUUUGCAGCAUUCUGAAAUCUUAGAAAACAAGAUCAUAGGAGUGGUUUUCCAUUUCCAAGUUUGCCUUUUUUCUGUAAGCCAUUAACAAUGUGUUUGGAUGUCUGGUUAAUGCUGCUUUAGCCUGCAUUAUUUCAUGCCUGUUGGCUUAAAAUGCUGUGCAUUGAGCUGUAAUGAGAUGCUGUUUUUCUUGUUAUCUGUAUACAGCUGCUUGCUUCUAAAUGACUAGGUAAUGAAUUAGCUUUUCUGGCAUGUUUGAAAUAAAGUAUUGCAUGCACUUUUGUCUCAUGUGAAUGACUUUUUUCUUCAUCUGUGUUCUGAUAUUUCAAAUUUGUUGUUUGCCUUGGGUGAUUCUGAGCUGCAGGUAGUAUAUAACACUGCAGAAUGUUUUACCUAAGAAUUGGAUAAAAUGUUUGACACUUAGUAAAACAAAUCAUGUGAACAAAACAUAAUUCAUUCUAUUUGCUUCUUAAAAGUAAUAAUUAAUGAAGUCAUUUUUCUAGCAAAAGACGUUAGCCUUUAGGUGUUCCUUGAGAUAUAUUGUUGAUGAGGAAGGCACAUCUGUCUCAAGAUUACUGCUUUAGUAAUAAAAACAAUUACUGAGUUCUGAGUCUGAGUUCUGUUGGUGAUGUAUCUGUGGACAAGUAGCUAAUGUCCUUGAAAUAGGUUGCUUUUAAUGGUUAGCCAAAGACCUUGAUUUACUUGAAGAAAUGUAGUGUUUAAGUAUAUGCCUGCUGAAAAUCAUGUCAGACUUCGAAAUGUCAGUGAAAACAGCAAUACUAAUCUACUCUAAAACCAGUGGCAGCACUGCUCUCUAUUUCUUUACAGCUAUAAAGAACUUUGUUUUCAGGAAAUAUCCUGUUGCACUCCAGAGUAAUUCUUAAGUGCCCACUGCUGUCUAAUCAAUUUAAGAUUAAAAAAUUAUUUUAUUUCAAAUAUUUUGAAGACUCUGAAAUGCUUGAGAAGUUGUAUUCUUGUAGAAUGCUGUUGAGUUCUGGUGUCAUAGUUAGCUAACUGUAUAGGAUUUCUAGAGUAAAAUGCCUUACCUUCGUGGAUAGGGGAGGUGUGUGUCUUCUAAAAUGAAUGCAACAAAGUAAUCUGGAAAUAUAAUUUGAAAAGUUAUAUUAGAAAUGCUACAUAGCCAUUUCUUUAGUCAGUGCCUCCUUUUGGGCAUUUGGUAAAAUACAUGAGUAAAUCUUUAAUCCUGCCAUCCUGUCUGGCUUUCAGGUCACUGCAGGUUUAAGAAAAUUUAAAUAUUGCAUCAGUGAGGGGAAAAAACCAAGCCAGCACUACAUCUUUAAUACACCAAGUGUCUUGUUUUCAAUUUUAACUUGCCUUUUUAUUGCAAUUUUUUAUUGCAAUUUUUUAUUUUGUGCUGGAUUUUAGAAGCCAUCUUAUUAUGCCUGUUCCAAGCUCUGACUGAUGUUUGAAUGAAGUUGACUUCAAGUAUCAUAGCUUGUUGCUUCACUGCUGAAUCACCUUAUACAUGAGCUGAAUAGUCAUAGUAAACUUGAUAAUUUUGUGCCACAUAGUCAAGGCUGAUAGAGAUAAUAUUCUGAUGUUAUUUGCAAGGUUUGAGGUGUUUAAUUUUGUGUUUUACUGACAUUAUUUUUCUAAUAAAUAUUUGCAAAGCAGUUGAAAAAUAAUUUGUUGGCUGCCUUAACUGUUCUAUGCCUUUUUUUUCUGCUGCAUGACAUGUCUUGUUUUAGGAUGCUAAAGUAAGUUUAUUCAUAGUCUUGCUGUUAAAGCUUUUGUUUUGAUACAGACACAGUAUCCCCUUUUAUUUAUCAUGGCAUUGUUAAUAGUUACUAAAAAAAGCUUAGCCUAAUGUUUCUAGUUUAAACCAUUUUUUUUCAGAGGCUAUGGAAGUAAUGAAUACAAAACUGAUGAUCAUUUUUUUUGGAAUUUGGUAUUAAACAUCUUUGUCUGAAUCUAAGGAAAGCUUUCUAAGGUUGGAAUUAACUUAAAACUUUCUGCCUUGUGUGGAAUAAUAAAAUUCCUGUCCUAAAAACUCCACCCUCUUUGAAAGGGAUCGAUUUGACACCAGGCAUACCAGGUACCGUGACCUGCUUUUAUUAAUUAAAAACAUGGGAUCACUGUAUAAAAAACCAAACAAACCAAAACUCUUAUAAAGAUCUUAAGGGAUACUGUAUCUGAGUUGCAUCUGUAGUUUCAUUCAUCCACUUACUUGUUAUUCCCAAAGAGAUUUUUAAGACCUUUGAAACAAUUCACCACAAGAUUCACUGAUUCCAUUGCAAGCUCCUUCCCCAUCCCUCCCCAGUUCCUAUCUCUGUUACUCACUUGUGAUUUGUUCCCUGCUGGUAGAUCUAAAUUGUAUUAUUUUUAUUAUGCUUAAGGACAAUAAAAUCUACCAGCUAUUCUUGUGCACCAUGGCAAUCUAAUUAAUAGCUCUGUGAAAAGUGCAGCUAAUACCAUGUUUGCAAACUGCAGUGCUUCCAUGUUUUCAUGUCUUUUCAGCUUGCUUUUUCAAUUCAGCAUCUUCCAUACUAAUUCAUGUACAGCGCUGCUCAGUAGAAACAGUGUUCAUUUACUACUGUCUCAAAUUUUCCCU
Serinus canaria (Common canary) is the source of this 4437-nucleotide messenger RNA. It is a transcript of the gene AP1S2, whose product is annotated as adaptor related protein complex 1 subunit sigma 2. The transcript is spliced from 6 exons. Gene Ontology annotation, molecular function: clathrin-cargo adaptor activity. The record is from RefSeq and is a predicted model, not a curated record. Gene Ontology annotation, biological process: vesicle-mediated transport; intracellular protein transport. Gene Ontology annotation, cellular component: AP-1 adaptor complex; membrane coat; intracellular membrane-bounded organelle. Bases 171 to 641 code for a protein of 156 amino acids. Lineage: Eukaryota; Metazoa; Chordata; Aves; Passeriformes; Fringillidae.